Sphenostylis stenocarpa is the source of this 1515-nucleotide messenger RNA. Lineage: Eukaryota; Viridiplantae; Streptophyta; Magnoliopsida; Fabales; Fabaceae. The record is from the annotation of a GenBank genome assembly.
AUGGGUUCUCUCGCUGAAGACCGAUCAGAGAUUGUGUUCUUCGAUGUUGAAACCAGCGUUCCCACCCGAACUGACAAGGGUUUUCGGAUUCUCGAAUUUGGAGCCAUUUUGAUUUGCCCCAAGACGCUCACGGAGCUCCGCAACUACUCUUCUCUUGUCCGACCCGCCGACCUCUCCGUCAUCUCUCCCUUGUCCGAGCGCUGCAAUGGCAUCACCGCCAACGCCGUCUCCGCCGCCCCCACUUUCGCCGACAUUGCUCCCCUCGUCUACGACCUUCUUCACGGGAGGAUUUGGGCGGGUCAUAAUAUCAUAAGGUUCGACUGUGUUCGGAUUAGAGAUGCGUUUGCUGAGAUUAAUCAGCCGCCACCUGAACCUAAGGGGACCAUCGACUCUCUAGCUUUGUUGACUCAAAAGUUUGGAAGAAGAGCUGGUGACAUGAAGAUGGCUACUCUUGCUACUUAUUUUGGACUUGGACGCCAGACACAUAGGAGCUUAGAUGAUGUUCGGAUGAAUCUUGAAGUCCUCAAAUACUGUGCAACAGUUCUAUUCUUGGAAUCAAGUCUCCCAGAUAUAUUCACUGCAAACAGUUGGGUUUCACCAAAUGCUACAACAAGAAGCCGCAGUAAUGGGAAAUCUCCAUCACAGGGGGGCUUGUUAAAUACUAAUAAGGGUUCUGUAAUAUCAUUUCCUGCAGUUGAAUCCAAAGACAAAAAUCAUCCAAUAGUUUCUUUUGCUACGAGCAGCCCAGAAGGGGAUGACCUGAAUAUUGCAGAUCCUAAUAUAGUUCAAUUGGAUCCUUUUAACUUGAGUGCUCUUGAGGAAGAAAUAGAAAAAGAACCCAUUAAGUCAGAUGUUUCCAUGGUUGAAAAAUCCACGCAAGAGUCACCUGAUUUGGCUUCCUCCUCUUCUGUGUUUCCGCCCUGCAGCGGCUCUAUUCUUGUUUUAGAACCGGAUGGAAUAUGUAUCCCUUCUAUUAAUGCAUCUCUUGUUCCAUCUUUUCAUGGUAGUCAAAGGAUAGAGUUACUGCAUGAAGGUUUCCCAUUUCAACUUCAUUGUACUGAUUUGAAAGUGCGGUUUGGAAUAAGCACAAAGUUUAUUGAUAAUGCUGGCAGGCCACGAUUGAGUUUUGUGGUUGAUUCAUCACCAACCCUAUGUAAUGUUCUUGAUGCAUGUGACGGCAUUGCGCAGAAGUUAACUGAGGAUUCUGGUAGCAGCUCUGAUUGGAGGCCUGUUGUUGUUAGGAAAGAAGGCUUCUUCAACUAUCCUACUGUCAGAUUGCACGUACCUUCAGCAGUAGUCGCAGGCGUUGCCAUUUAUGCCACAGAAAUAUAUCACAGAGAAUCGUCUGGAGCAGUGCAAAGACUGCUCUUCAGUAAGUAUGAUGCUGCGGAACUUGGUUCCUUAUUCACGCCUGGAACAUUUGUUGAUGCCUUCUUCUCCUUAGAUCCCUAUGACUAUCGGCAGAAUGCUGGGAUUAAAUUAGUUGCCAAAAAAUUGAUCAUUCAUUGCAAAUAG